Serendipita indica DSM 11827 is the source of this 441-nucleotide messenger RNA. NCBI's taxonomy places the organism in Eukaryota, Fungi, Basidiomycota, Agaricomycetes, Sebacinales, Serendipitaceae. The record is from the annotation of a GenBank genome assembly.
AUGUCCGUUACUGUACGUCCUCGCCGCGAAUACUAUUCGGAACCUCAUACUGAAGUUUAUUCAGUGCGCUUCUUUGAAUCAGGCCGUAUGCGCUGGCUGCAUGAGGUCGCACUCGAGGUCGGAGGUGAACAAGGCGCACGAGACCUGUUGCAAGGGAAAGGCAUUAGUCUCAUCCUGAAGAAGAUAGACUUGGACUUCAAGGCAAACCGGUCACCUAUCCUGACACAAUUUAUGCCGAAUCCACCGGACCCAGCGCACCUCCUCAUGCAUUCAAUUGCAUAUUCCAAUGCGCAGGAGCGCGUCGUAACAGAAUCAAACGCGGUUUGUGUCUGGUACGACUAUGAUAAUCUGCGAAAGGCCAGGGAUGGCCCACCAUCCCGGUUUGCAGCUGCAAUUGAACGGAGCCUGGAGAGAGCGUCAAACGCCAUCGAGGAAGUGUAA